ACCCCCAAAUGACCAUCUCUCACGUCUCUUCAUUUCUUCCCUUUCCUUGAUCUUCUUCAAUCGAUCAAUACGGCCACAAAGAAGAUGAUAAGUUUCUUCUUCCUUUCUCAGCCAAUCUCCAUUCUUAGUUCUCCCAUUUUCAUAUUGAUCUUCCCUAGCUUUGGAGUACUGUGGCGGUUUUCUUUCUUGUUGUUUAACCUUAAACAGAAGAAGACCCAUGAGAGCAUCAAGAACAGACUCGCUCUCGUCAUGAAGAGUGGGAAAUACACCUUAGGAUACAAAACCAUCCUCAAGACCUUGAGGAACUCUAAAGGAAAUCUAUUGAUUAAGCUUUCUUGUUUUUGUUACUGAUCUGAUCUCUAGAUUUUGCAUCGAUUGAUUCUAGUAUCUUUUUUUUUUAGUUGAUUAGUUGUAUUUGUAUCUACUUGGAUGAUUAUUCUGAUCGGUUCUUUUUUUUUUUUUCUUGUGAAAGGUAUCUGAUGAUUUUGUUUUUUGCAACUGUUCAAGCAAUAGUAAGAUUACUUUUAUUGGAUUAGAGUGUUAUUUUGUAAUUUAAUUAUUUUUUAAGAUUUUUAGGUUUAGAAGUGGUAAACAUAUUUUAAAUUUUUCUUUCUUUGGUUAAUUAGGUUUAAAACCGUUCAAGCAACAGUAAGAUUACUUCUAAAAUGAUUUAAUAUAUGUGAAUUAUUACCUAGUUGUGGCCAUUUUCAAUACGUAUUCCUACCACAUAGGCCAAGAAAGACCAAUCUAAAACUCUACUUUUGGCCAUUAAUCAUAUGCCCUUUAAUUAGUUUUUUUCUACACUUGGAAGUAGAUCACAAUCAUUCUGAGAAUGGGAAGAUUGGAUUUUUGUCUGUAAAAAUUGGAUUGGAGUAUUCUUUUUCAGGUUAUAGAAAGUGAACAUACGAGAAAUUAGAUAUUGAUUAUAGCUGUAUUGGUUAUGGAGUUGUUUGCUAUUUUGCUUUGUAAUAUGGUUAUGUUGUUCAAAUCAGAUUCUUGUUUUUGAUGGCUCUAUUGUAAUAAUUGUUUUUGAGCCAUAAGAACAACCAAGAGAUAUAUUGUUCUCUUAUCUAUGUAAUCAAGCAAAUCACAAGCACCAAAUAAUGUGUAGGAAAUUGAUGGUUCAAGUUCAAGCUUUAGUCAACUAUUUGGAAUUGAAGAAUUACUUGAAUGCUCAGUAUUUUGGUGAGAUUGGUAUUGGUGCUCCCCCUCAAAAGUUUACUGUUGAUUCAAAUUUGUGGGUUCCAUCAUCCAAGUGCUUCUCUGUGGCUUGUCUAUUACAUUCCAAGUACAAGUCAAAGCGUUUGAAUACUUAUAAAAGAAUGGUCAGUACAAGUCCUAAACCCUAAAUCCUAAACCAUCUUGAUGUCUUUCACAGGGAGCUAUAACUAAACAAAUGACUAGAAUAGAAGAAAUGGUUGCAAGUGAGUACAAUUAACUAGACCCUCAUCUUUGUGACAAGAUCUUGAAGUUGGUCAUUUGUGGAGCGUUUUAGUUAGCUAUUGGUUGCAGUUUUAGUUAUUGCUCUCUCAAUAUAUUCUUUUUCUUUCUUUCUUUCUUUUUCUUCCUUUCUUUCUUUCUUUUUUUCAAAGGAUGAUCAUUGUAAUACUUAAAUUUCAUAAUUUCUGUUUUUAGAGCCAAGCUGUAUAUAUAAAUGUACACAAUAUUAAGAUUUCAUUUUUUAUAUGUACAAGUAAAAAAUUUCAUUUUUAAC
Molecule: messenger RNA, 1714 nt
Organism: Cucumis melo (muskmelon)
Lineage: Eukaryota; Viridiplantae; Streptophyta; Magnoliopsida; Cucurbitales; Cucurbitaceae
Product: cyprosin-like
Exons: 3
Coding region: 1104-1349 (81 amino acids)
Biological process (GO): proteolysis
Molecular function (GO): aspartic-type endopeptidase activity
Source: RefSeq, a predicted model, not a curated record